Molecule: messenger RNA, 1791 nt
Organism: Amaranthus tricolor (Joseph's coat)
Lineage: Eukaryota; Viridiplantae; Streptophyta; Magnoliopsida; Caryophyllales; Amaranthaceae
Product: protein CHUP1, chloroplastic
Exons: 5
Coding region: 276-1493 (405 amino acids)
Biological process (GO): chloroplast organization
Cellular component (GO): chloroplast outer membrane
Source: RefSeq, a predicted model, not a curated record
GGAAAGUACAAAUAUUUAUUUUAAUCAUAUUCAAAAAGUUUAAAACGGAUAAAUUUAAAGAUUUAGCAUCAACUAAAAAGUUGAUGAUAGCUCAAAACUUAGAUUAGGGUUUUCUUUAGUGAGAGAGGAGAGAAAAGGAGAGUUAGAAUUAGUUUUGAGAAUUCCCUAGUCCCUAUUUAGUCCCUAGUCCCUAUUUGAUAAUUACAAAUAACCAUUCAUGCAUUUGAUUUUUUUUUUCUCUUACAUUCGAACUUUUUUGAUUUUUCAACAGCAAGAUGCAGAGAAAUAACAAUAAUAAUCGCAAUUCAAAGAUCAGUUUUCUUGUAGAUGAUAUAGAAUCUGUUCUUGAAAUGAACAGAUUAUUAGAGAAAGAAAAUCAUGAUCUUAAACUCGAAAUUACUCGUCUUAAAUCUCAAAUUACUUCUUUAAAAGCUCAUGAUCUUGAACGUAAAUCUCUCUUAUGGAAGAAAUUUCAGUUUCCGAUCAAAGAUGAUAUUCAACAGAAAAGGAUUCCUCAAACAGAUCACAAAAAAUCAGUAUCAUCACCGCCACCGCCACCGCCACCGCCACCAUCGCCACCGCCACCACCUCCGCCGAGAAAAGCAGCAUUGUUAGUAUCAGCGUCGCCUCCGCCGCCGCCUCCACCACCGUUGCCGGCGAAAAUGAAGCUAAGUUCGAGAUUAUCUGUGAGGCGUGUUCCUGAUGUUAUUGAAUUUUAUCGAUAUCUUAAUAAGAGAAAUGCUCAGAUAGUUGAAAACAGAGGAUAUAAUGUGAUUGCAAGUUCUAAGGAAACUAAUCCAAGGAAUAUGAUUGGUGAAAUUGAGAAUCGAUCAUCGUACCUCUCUGCUGUGAAAUCAGACGUAGAGAUGCAACGAGAAUUUAUAAAUUACUUAAUAAAAGAGGUUAACACGGUCGUGUUCAAAGACAUAUCAGAAGUUGAAACAUUUGUAAAAUGGCUAGAUGGCGAACUGACUUGUCUAGUAGAUGAGAGAGCUGUGCUAAAACAUUUUUCGCAGUGGCCCGAAAGAAAAGCUGAUGCUCUAAGGGAAGCAGCUUGUUGCUUCAAAGACCUCAAGAAUUUAGAAUGUGAUAUUGUUUCAUACAAAGACAACCCUAAACAACCCUUGCCUCAAGCUUUAAGGCGAAUCCAGGCGUUACAAGACAGAUUGGAGAGGGUAAUAGAAAAUAUUGUGAAGGUGAGAGACGGGACUUGCAAAAGGUACAAGGAAUUGCAAAUUCCUUGGGAUUGGAUGCUUGACACUGGACUUCUUGGUCAGUUAAAGUUACGAUCAUUGAGGCUGGCUCGAGAGUAUAUCAAGAGAAUCAUUAAAGAACUAUCGAGUUCGAGAUCUUGUAAUUCAGAAGAUAUCAUACAUCAAGGUGCUCGAUUUGCAUAUCAUGUUCAUCAGUUUGCAGGAGGGUUUGACAUAGAUACAGAAAAAUUGUUUGAAGAACUCAAACAAGUUCACCACAAAUUCCACACAAGUUUGUAAGCUUCAAAUAAGAGCAAGAAAUAAUUGGCUAAGCUAUAAGCCAAUAAUCUAUAGUAUGGAAACUUCUAUGGAAACUUCUAUUACUUAUAGAACAUAGCUAGAUUAUAUAUAUAUAUAUAUAUAUAUAUAUAUAUAUAUAUAUAUAUAUAUAUAUAUUGUUUAUAUUUUUAAAAAAUUAUAACUUUUAUAAACGAGAAAUAUAUAGAAUAUGACAAUGAACUAUUUAUUAGAAUGGUAUUGUUUUUUGUUUAGUUUGUAUCAUGGAAAUAUGCAGUAUUAUAGUGUAGUUUUAAACCAA